CAGCUUUUAUUGUGCUUAAUGGAGCUCUCUAAAAUACACAGCUGAGCAUUUUUGCGAGUAGAUGCAGAUAUUUGUUAACUGCACAUGCAUUGUCCUGCAUAUUGAUGUGAUAGAGAAAAAUAUCACAUAACAGCACGGGUUGGCCUGGUCGGAGAAAUUCAAAUCCAACAGGCACCCAUAAGCGAUGUUUUUUGAACGGGCUACAAAUUGGCGACGGUGUCCGCUAUCCCGGAUCCGAGUCUGCCGACCGUUGCCAUCUCCCGUAGAUUCACAGAACCUAUCCCAGAUCUUCAUUCCCUCUCCAUCCUUCCAAAAAUAAAAACCGAAUCUUUUGAUUUCCAACACUAGUAGACCCACCCUUCGCUGAACCGUUGCGUGUCCCUCCAAUCUCACUGUAGCGAGUCUGUUUCCCUCUUUGUUUCGAUCUUUUCUUCUCUGACGCCGAGUCUGUUUCGGUGUCUCGCUCCGCCCCUCCUUGAUCCAAUCUCUCUUGGAAUUGAUCGAGAAAACCAGCGACCCUCAUGGAACCCUUCUCCAAACCCCCUUCCUCUCAAGAACCCCCCUCCAUCCCCCCUCCUCCCACCCAAGAGGACCACCUCCAGCUAAUGCCCAAACCGGCGGCGACCGAGAAGCGAGCCCGGCGGCGGCGGAGGGAGAUCAGCUCCAGAUACUUAUCAUCGACACCGUCCAAUUCUUCAUCUUCCACUCCCAUCCCUUCCUCUCUUUCCUUUCUUCUCUCUUCUGGAGACCCCUCUUUCCCCCUCCUCAGGAAGCAUCAUCACCAAGAGAAGCAUCGCCGGGACCCCGGAGUCCCUCCGUCUACCAUCGCCGAUGCUGGUGAUCUGGAAUCGCAGCCCUCUUCAUAUUUUGCCGACGAGAACCGGCCCGGGAUGACGGCGGCGGCGGAGGAAAAACUAGACUUGGUGACUCCUCUGCCGCUCGGGAUCCAGAGCAAGGCCGUUGGAACGGAGAGGAAACGGGUUGUAAGGCUAUUUGGUGAAAAUGGGGUCGAAGAGCAUCAUCAGCAGCAGCAGAAGACUGUGAAGCGGGUGAAGCUCGUGGACGGGAAGCUUCAGUCAGGGAAGCCGAGGCCUGGCACUCCCAUGGUAUGUGCUGGUGAUCAGGGUAGUGUUGGUGCUAAUUGUACCCCAAAGCAGUCAUCUUUGAGCCAAAACCUUCUGAGAUCAAUGAAUUUUGGGGCGGCUUCUUUAAAGAGGAUUGUAGCUCAGGGGAGCAAAGCUGCGAUUGCCACCCCAGCUCGAGGGAGCCCUUUCCCUUUAGAGGAACAUAGCAGCAGUUUGCCAGUCGAAACAUCAUCAGAGAGUUCUUCGACUGAUCCCUCUGAAGCUGAAUUGUGUGCUGCCAGUGGUCAGGGUGAGUUCUGCGAGAGCCCUCGGCUCCUCGGUCAGAAGAAUUCCAGAAUCCAGGUUGAGUUGGAUCACCUGCUAAACAUGUCGGCAAGGCAGUCGUCAGAGGAUGGGGGCUUGGGUAGGCAUAACCCCGAGGAUUCUUCUCGAAGGGUGUCAUCCUCUCCCUUCCACCACUCGCUCAGUUUGACUGUGUCAAAUUGUCAACAGCCGCCCUUCAAUCCAACCAAGUCUGCCUGUAGACCUCUUGUUCUGCUGGAAUCUCUAGCUAGCACAGCAAGACCAGUGGCACUCGGACUGCCUCCACGACCACCGAGCAGUAAGCUAGGGAUGGACUUGAAGAAGGGUAAGAAGGCAUUGAACCAUCAGGAAGACAUUCAUUCGCUCCGCCUACUGCAUAACUGUAAUCUUCAGUGGAGAUUCAUCAAUGCAAAAGCACAGGCAGCAGUUAACGCUCGGACCAUUGCAGCAGAGAUAUCACUUUAUAGCCAUGAAGCUAAGUUAUCAGAACUGCGAGAUUCUGUUGCGGUGAAGAGGAUUGAACUUGAAAAGCUUAAAAGAGAAAGAAAUUUGCAAGCUAUUGUUGAAGAUCAAAUGCCAUAUUUGGAUCAAUGGACUGGUCUUGAAGGAGAUCAUUCAAGUUCUCUUUCAGGGGCGAUAAAGGUUCUGCAGGAUGCUUCACUUCGACUUCCUGUCAUCGGGGAUGUGAAGGCAGAUAUCAGUGAGCUUGUUGAAGUUCUGAAAUCUGUGUUGGAUAUACUGGAGGAAUCAUCUUCUUGUGUCGGGAGGUUUCUACCACAGGUGGAAGGGGUGGAAGAUAUAAUCUCAGACCUGGCAAUGGUAGUAAGCAGAGAAAGAGCAUUGUUUGAAGAGUUCAGAUAUCUCAUAUCCAUGGUACAUGAGUUGCAGGUGAAGGAGUGCAGCUUAAGAAGCCAUCUAAUUCAACAGAAGCAAAACUGUGUAAAGUCAGGCAAGACAAGUGGUGAUACUUGAUUGUACUACAGGAAACUGUUUCUACGCAACUACAUUUCUUCCAAGUCUAUUCAGCAUACACCAUAGUGAGAAGACAAUUUUUUUCUUCUUCCAUAUCUUAUCUAAAUAAAGAGAAACCAAAAGCAGGAAGGGUUUCUUGUAUAGAGUCGGUCUGUUCUUUCAAUUGUUAGAGGGCCUGGUGAGUUCAAUAAUGGUUAAGAUUUGGGCAAAACAGGUUCUUGUCUGAACCUUAUUCCUUCCAUUAUCUGGCAGAAGAUAUUUUCAAUUAUCACAAUACAUGGUGAGAUCUUUUCAGCAAGAACUGAUGAGUCCAAAAAUGGAAUGUAUGGGAGUUAAAAUUUCAUUUGUAAAUGUUAUUCUUUUCAAGGCUUUCCCAAUGCUUGUCCAAA
Messenger RNA from Phoenix dactylifera (date palm), 2749 nucleotides. RefSeq lists its product as uncharacterized. Gene Ontology annotation, molecular function: microtubule binding. Lineage: Eukaryota; Viridiplantae; Streptophyta; Magnoliopsida; Arecales; Arecaceae. Gene Ontology annotation, biological process: spindle assembly. The record is from RefSeq and is a predicted model, not a curated record. Gene Ontology annotation, cellular component: cytoplasm; nuclear microtubule.